This is a messenger RNA of Theileria annulata, 1428 nucleotides long. RefSeq names its product protein kinase, putative. NCBI's taxonomy places the organism in Eukaryota, Apicomplexa, Aconoidasida, Piroplasmida, Theileriidae. The transcript is spliced from 12 exons. Gene Ontology annotation, biological process: protein phosphorylation. Bases 1 to 1428 code for a protein of 475 amino acids. Gene Ontology annotation, molecular function: ATP binding; protein kinase activity. The record is from RefSeq and is a predicted model, not a curated record.
AUGUCAGACUUGUCUUCUUUGUUAGAAAAGGAAGAAAUUUCCUGGCCAAACGAAUUUAAACCUGUGGAACUUGUACCUGGCUCAAAUCAAAUCGGUGAUUGCUGGAAAGUGGCUUGCUUUACCCAUAAACUUGUAAAGUCUCUUGAGGAAGAGCUUAAAAAGAGGAGAAGACAACUAGAUACCUUUGAAUACCGGUACGAGGAAUUGAACCAGCAACUAGGGCCAGAACUAACAGAUGAUGAGGCUUACGAAUCAUAUGAUUAUGAUCUUGAGGGUGAAAUUGGUCGGAUUGAUAUGUUCAUAACAAAGCUUCGAGAUAGGAUACAGGAGGUAUUUUUGAUUCGUUACUUUAUUUUUCAGAUUGAAUCACAACUGACCAAACUUCGGAACAAAUAUGAUUCAGGAUCAGAUAGAGACAGUGACACCACCGACGCCAGUGAUGACAAGGGUGAUAACAAAGAUAAACAAGAAUUCUUCAACUGUUAUGCAAAAUUGAUUCUAAACCCAUUUGUGAUUCGUGAUAACAGCUGUAUCAACGAGAAACAUCAGUCCACAACGGUAGAAUAUCAACUUAACUCUAUUCUGAAGGAGGUUGAGAAAAUUAGAGAUUCACUGGAAAGUUUCUCCCACAAAACAUCCAAUAAGGGUGCAGUCAUGAAGAUUCUUAGUAUAGAAAAGGUCCUGAGAAAAAGAGAACCUUUCACUGAUACUUGGGUAGUUCUGUAUGCUACAAAGGAGAUGACUAAUGGGUCAGUUGGUAGUUAUUUGAAGGCCCUCCCAAAUAGGGAUAAUGUUUAUCAAUUACAAGACUCGCUUCUUUAUCUCAAUUUAAAGGAACAAAUAUCAUUAAUGAAACACAUGCAAAAACAUGGAAUCGCUCAUAAUAAUAUUAAACCAAACAAUGUGUUAAUAUCUAAAAAUGGCCUUAAUCUUCUAUUGACGGAUUUUUGUCCGGAAACAUUAUUCAUUGAGAGGUGUUAUAAAAUCAGUCAAGGGAAGCUUACACAUUCCAAUUUUACAUCACCUGAGCUUCUCCUAUUACUUACAAAUGAGGUUCCUUACCACAAUGUAAAUGAAUCGAAUAAGUUGAUGGAGGAAAUAAACUCUAGGUUUGGGAAUUACGAUUUCCCAGAGAAAAUUAAGCCUUUCAUGCACAGAAGUGAUGUUUUCUCCCUGGGUUUGAUUUAUUAUCACCUUUUAACCCUAAAAAUUCCUUCGGAACAGCAAUUGGUUUAUGAUGAUAUAAUUAGUGACCUUAAGGAGAUGUUGGAAAAAAGAAAUCCAGGUAUGAUAGAACUUUACGAAAUACGAAACUCAGACCUUAUAAACUUGGUGAUGAGAAUGUUGUUGUUUGAUCCAUUCAGGAGAGGAACAUGGGAGGAACUUCUGGUAUCGAGCGAUAAGAAAAAGAAAAGUAAAUCAAGAUAA